AUUUGUAUUUACUAUUUAUAGGACUUAAAUUGAAAAUGCUAAUAGUUGCAUAACUCCUUUGCAAGUCCCCAAAACUAAGGGGACGAAAUUGAAAAUUUUCCCAUUAAAUCAGUUUUUGGGUUAACGCGUAAAAUACUAACCACGAGGCCUUCCAGAAAGCAACCCACUCUCACCUAUUUCAAACCCUUCAAACUUAAUUUUUCACACAAAUUCAUCUCUCUAUAAAUUAAUAAAAAUUGUUGAAUCACUUCACUAUCGGAAAGAAAUUUAUUGAAUCGGAAAGGAAUGGAGAAAAACCAGGAGCCGGCGAUCGGGAUCCCCUACAACGCGACCUACCAUGCUCCGGCGAUGCCCCAAGCCUACUACGUCGGGGAGAACCCUCACCAAGCCGGCGUAAUCCCUCCUAAUGCCAUCGUUGGGGAUCCAAAGGGUAUACCCCUUCAGCAAACGAUUUACCGCGAUAGCCCCGCCCCUUUCAACUGCGUUUACUGCGGCGGAUCAGGUCUCACCACCGUCAAGUCCAAACCAAGUUUGGCUGCUUUUGUUGGUUGUAUGAUGCCAUUUAUGCUCGGAUUCUGUUUUCUUUGUCCUUGCAUGGACUGCCUAUGGCACAAGUAUCAUUAUUGUCCAAGCUGCAAUGAGAAGGUUGCUAACUUUGAGAAAUCUGAUAUUUGUUUGGUGAUGGACCCUCCACAAUGGGAACAAAUGAGUUUUGCAUUGCCUGCAUGAAAAUCACAAAGUUCAUCACUGUCAUUGUAUUUGUUUACGCACUUAUUGAUUUGAUAAUAAACCAAAAUGUAAAAAUGUUUCUCUCUCUCUCUCUCUCACACGUGUACAAGGCUUGGAAGAGAGUAUUUUAGCAUCUUGUGUAUAGUCCUUGUUCUUGCAAUUUUCAACUAAAUGCGCAAUUGGUUUGUGAGGUUCACAUAUCUUGUAGUUUCAGUUUCUGUAAUUGGUAUCUCAGUCAUGAGCGAGCGUGGAUAAAACAGCGAGGUUUCUACUGUUAAUUAUCACAGUUUCUUUAGUUAUUUAUGGCGAUGCGUAUUUAUAUAGUUUAUUCUAUGAAAUACUUCAGUGUUAUUAGUUUAUUUUAAACUAUUCUGGAUAGAUAUAGAAUUUCAAUG
Striga asiatica is the source of this 1124-nucleotide messenger RNA. The record is from the annotation of a GenBank genome assembly. NCBI's taxonomy places the organism in Eukaryota, Viridiplantae, Streptophyta, Magnoliopsida, Lamiales, Orobanchaceae.